Messenger RNA from Fusarium fujikuroi IMI 58289, 963 nucleotides. Its product is annotated as related to arylamine N-acetyltransferase. Gene Ontology annotation, molecular function: acetyltransferase activity. Lineage: Eukaryota; Fungi; Ascomycota; Sordariomycetes; Hypocreales; Nectriaceae. The coding region runs from base 1 to 963 and encodes 320 amino acids. The record is from RefSeq and is a predicted model, not a curated record. The transcript is spliced from 2 exons.
AUGGCUUCCGCAUAUAGUCAAGAGCAACUUUCACAGUUCUUCGAUUAUAUCGAUCUUCCCAAAGGGCUGCGAGGAGACCUCCGGCCUUCUUUGAUGCUCUUGAAAGCCUUGCACACUCACUCGCUCGCUACGUUCCCAUAUGAAAACCUAUCUCUGCACUAUAAUGCCACUCAUAGUAUCGACGUCGAUCCUCAACAUCUUUUUCGAAAGAUGGUGAUAGAUAGACGUGGCCGCGGCGGUUUCUGUAUGGAAAUUGCGAUCUUGUACAACCACAUUCUUCGGGCUAUAGGGUUCGAUGCAUAUACUGCUGGGGUACGAACCCGAGGAAGACUCGAAGGUGUUCCAAGAGGGGACUAUCCAGGCUGGAACCAUAUCGUGAAUAUCAUCACUUUCCCGGAUGGUAGCAAAUAUCAUUCCGAUGUAGCAUUCGGAGGUGACGGCGCCACGAUGCCAAUGUCACUCGUUGACGGUUUAGUACACAAGAACCUUGGAACCCAGCAAAUCCGACUCAAGAGAGAUUGGAUACCUCAUCAAGUCCACAAGACAGAAGAGACCAAACUCUGGAUCUAUCAGUAUCGAAACGGCCAAGACAAAGAGUGGACCUCUUUCUACUCGUUUCCGGGCAUCGAGUUCUUUGCCUUGGAUUGGGAUGUCGUAAACUGGUGGAUCAACACUCAUCCAGAUAGCCAUCAGCCACGCAAUGUAUUGACUAUCAAGUUUCUGCUUCGGCCUGUGGAGAUUGAGGCGAGCUUCGAAGGGGAGAUGGAGAUUUAUGGAAAGAGAAUGCUCGUGAAUGGGGUUGUUAAAGAGAAUCUGGGCGGAAAGACACAGAUCAUCACCACUUGCAACUCAGAAGGGGAGCGUGUAGAAGCUCUUGAGAAGUAUUUCCAGAUAUCUCUCUCCGAUGAGGAAAAGGGCGGUAUUCGCGGCUAUGUGUCAGAGCUCAGAGGCACUACACCAUAA